This is a messenger RNA of Armigeres subalbatus, 1032 nucleotides long. RefSeq lists its product as uncharacterized. The transcript has 2 exons. The record is from RefSeq and is a predicted model, not a curated record. Lineage: Eukaryota; Metazoa; Arthropoda; Insecta; Diptera; Culicidae. Bases 1 to 1032 code for a protein of 343 amino acids.
AUGUCGGAACCAGGUAUGGAUGCUAACAGCAGAGCCAAAUGUACCUCAGGCGCUAUUUUCGCGAGCUCGACCCCCAAUUCGUUAAAUCCCCCCAACGCGGCGUGUGAGACCACACCGGUGGCUCGAGGUAGUUGUGAGUUGUGCGAUAAACCGGACGACGACCAAAUGGUGCAGUGCGAUACAUGUGAUGUGUGGCACCAUUUCGUGUGCGUGGGAGUUUCAGAGGAUAUUCAGGGCUGCAGUUGGAUCUGCUUGGAAUGCGCUACUGCGAAAGCAACCAAGGCAACGAAAUCCAGAAGGAAAACCUCCACACAGAAAUUGGCGGUGACGUUACGGAAGAGGACAACUCGAGCAACAGCUACAAAGGGUUCGAAGAAAGUGAUUCCAACGACGGGGCGGAAACAUGAUGUUUGUGAUACGGCGGCGAAUGGCGAGGAUGCAGUUGCAGAUACUAGACGAAGCGGAGAUGAUGCACAGGUAGCGACGAAAGCAAGGGUGAGCAAGGCUGGUUCAUCAAUAUCAGCAGCAUCACGGAAAUCAGUCAAGGCGCGUUUGGAUGUGGAACUUCAACAGAUCGAGGCUGAAGAGACACUGAUGCAAGAAGAGAUGCGGCGCAAGCGGGAACUAGCUGAAAAGAAGUUCGCUGUUCUAAAGGAGAUGGCCGAUUUGGAAGGCAGUGGUGAAUCAGUCAUUGAUCAGCAUAAUGGUCAUCACAAGGUGGAACAGUGGUUGAACCAUCGCAGCGAAACCAAAGUGAAAGAUAAGCGUUCGUCAUACAAGGAAACCAGCAUAGAAGACUCAAGCGAAGAAGAAACGUCUGGUACCAGGACAAAGGGUGAAGAAGAACUUUCAUCCUUCGGUGGAACCAAUUGUGAUGGCAGUGAAGAAGAAGCACAACCCUAUGACGAACGAGCAGGGCGAAGACACCAAAGAGCGAAGAGUGAAACAGCCAAGAAAGUUGAAAUAUGUAGUAGUAGUCGACCAGUUACAGGCCGGCAACACUCCCUGAGAAGCAGCAAAAGACUCUCGUAG